Messenger RNA from Megalops cyprinoides (Indo-Pacific tarpon), 2225 nucleotides. RefSeq names its product guanine nucleotide-binding protein subunit alpha-11-like. Gene Ontology annotation, biological process: adenylate cyclase-modulating G protein-coupled receptor signaling pathway; phospholipase C-activating dopamine receptor signaling pathway; action potential. The coding region runs from base 720 to 1826 and encodes 368 amino acids. The transcript is spliced from 7 exons. Gene Ontology annotation, molecular function: G-protein beta/gamma-subunit complex binding; guanyl nucleotide binding; G protein-coupled receptor binding. NCBI's taxonomy places the organism in Eukaryota, Metazoa, Chordata, Actinopteri, Elopiformes, Megalopidae. Gene Ontology annotation, cellular component: heterotrimeric G-protein complex. The record is from RefSeq and is a predicted model, not a curated record.
CGCUCACACCCAGCGCAGUGCACGCGCAACAUGUAGGUCUGCGUGAGCAGCAGGUGGAUAACUUACUUAUCUGAUAUGAAGUAUUUAAGUUGUAUUUGAGGAUCUGAGGUCAGCGGUCAACCCCGAACGAACUCGGUACAGAAGAAAAUAUUGUUUUGCUUGCCAGCCUACUUUCACUGAAGGUCGGUGAAGUUAUUACCUGCGGGGAAAUGGGCUCGAUUUCUCUUUAAAAGUGUGCGGAAUUGGGUAACUCAUACGGGUGUGUCAGCUCUACAGAGCUAACCAACUUAGAAUGCUGCUGGAUAAAAUGGAUUGAACUUUAGUUUUGUCUUUAAAGUACCUUUCCCUGGCCCAUAUUUUGUAUAACCCUUGGGAGGGUUUAUUCGAUUGCAAUCGGGGUUUUGAAUGUGUGUAAAAGCAGUUCUCUUGGGAGGGUGAAAGUUCGACCGCGUCUCUUUUGUUUCCAUGGAUAAAGACGAAUGUGGAACUGUCACAAGGAAUUUACACUUUCAAACAAUCGUCUGAAUUCUUUGUGGAACUUUGUGCCUAUGGAUGACAGCGUUGAGGGUGGAAGAUAGGAACGGAAUCUACGAGGUCAUAGUCUGAAAACCCGGAGCAAGGGAGGUCGAGGCUUGAUUCCUGGCGUCCGUAAUCGAUACACGUAAAUAUCUGUAUAGUUUUACGUCGUUUUUGGUUUCGCUGAGAUUUGGCUUUCGGCAAUGGGGGACUGCUUCACGUGGUGCUACCGAACCUGUACGUGCUGUCUGUCUGAGGAAGAGAGAAAGGCCAUCGAAGUGGACAAGCAGAUUCAGGUCAUUCUCAAUGAUCUGAAAAGACGAGAACGGAGCGAAAUCAAAGUGCUUCUACUCGGCACGGGUGAAAGUGGGAAGACCACCUUCAUCAAGCAAAUGCGCAUUAUUCAUGGGAAGGGUUAUGAUGAGAAGGAGCGGCGGGCAUUUGCUAGACUCGUCUUCCAUAACAUCUUCACUGCCAUCAAGUCCCUGACCGUUGCCAUGACCACCCUCAAGAUUCCGUACGCCCGUCCGGAAAACCAGUUGUAUGCUCAGUGGGUUCAGGACGUCGACCCCUGGCAGGUGAACGAGCUGGAGCCGCGUUAUGUGGACGCCAUUCGUCACCUCUGGGCCGAUGGGGGAGUCAGAGUGUGCUACGGCCGGCGUCGGGAGUUCCAGCUACUGGACUCUACUGAAUACUACAUGACUAAUUUGGACCGCAUCGCUGCCCCAAACUACAUCCCCACUCACCAGGAUGUGCUGCGGGUUCGAGUUCCCACCUCAGGCAUCAAUGACUACUCCUUUGAAGUGGAGAAAGUCCUCCUCAGGAUAGUGGAUGUGGGGGGUCAGAGGUCAGAGCGACGGAAGUGGAUCCACUGCUUCGAGUACGUGACGUCGCUCAUCUUCCUGGCCUCCCUCAGCGAGUACGACCAGGUCCUGGAGGAGAAUGAGUCUGCGAACCGCAUGGAGGAGAGCAAGGCGCUCUUCUACACCACCAUCCACUCGCCGUGGUUUUCCCGCGCCUCCGUCAUACUCUUCCUCAACAAGACGGACAUCCUGGCCGACAAGAUCCACACCUCCGAUCUGCAGGCGUACUACCCGGCGUUCACAGGUGGUAAAGGUGAUGCUGAUGCGGCCAUGCAGUUCAUCCAGACGAUGUACCUGCAGCAGACAGUGAGCAGAGAGGAGAAGAAGAGUAAACCCGUGUACCCGCACUUCACCUGUGCCACAGACACGCAGAACAUCCGCAAGGUGUUCAACGACGUCAAGAACACCGUCCUCAUCAACUCCCUGGAGCAAUACAACCUCUACUGACCUCUGGCCUCUUGGCCAUACCACUGUGCACCCAUGGUGGUAGCUAUCUCCCUAGGUCAGGGCUGUGAAUGCAACAGAAUGCUGCUAUUCCUCUUUCUUCUGAUCGGAGAUCAGCCAGCGUGGUCUUGGAAUGUAGGGAGGAAUGCUCUGUGCUCAGUUCAAAGUGACCAGGGCUUAGCUAUCAUGAGCUGAGUUACCAUGGGUUGCGCUACCAUGGCAAACCAGGACAUGCUACUCAUCCACAUAUAUGCUACUCACACACACACACCCCCCUCCACCACAGAGCGGAGGUUUCACUUCAUCAUGAGGCUACCUGCGGUUCCUCUUAGUGCGGAAGGCCUGACCUCUGCCUCAGCGGUGACAUUUCCAGCCUGAGCCAAUGAAAACGUCAACUCCGCC